Annulohypoxylon maeteangense is the source of this 1669-nucleotide messenger RNA. RefSeq lists its product as uncharacterized. The record is from RefSeq and is a predicted model, not a curated record. Bases 128 to 1567 code for a protein of 479 amino acids. The transcript has a single exon. NCBI's taxonomy places the organism in Eukaryota, Fungi, Ascomycota, Sordariomycetes, Xylariales, Hypoxylaceae.
UUUGUCGAUCUAGAUUCAAACUUUCCAGAGUGAAUAUGCGUUGUCCUGAAAUAUUCUUACGAGUGGUAAUCUAGAGAGAUCUCAUCUAAGGUAUCAUAAGAAUGGGACAAACACACCAGCGGCUAGGAUGACGUCGAUACUCCGAACGCCCCAGCGCGUUUCAACCUCAAGUGCUCGCCUACGACAAGUCGUCAUCAUAUCCGUCAUCUGCCUAGCUCUCUACUGCUUCCUUCUCGUACCAGAUCACAGUCUCGACUCAUCACGAUCCACCAUCGUAGAUACCUUUCCCCAUUCUCACCCUCACCACCCGUCUAAUCCCAAUUCCAACCUCAACACCAACUCCAAGUCAAGCCCAGCAUGGAUAUCAAAACACCCCCCUUCCCUCCUUAACAACCGACUCCUCAGCACCUCCCAAUGCGCCGCCGCCUUCCCAGGCCUAACCCACGAAAUCGGCCUCCAAGUCUCCAAGGGCCCCUUCACACUCUCCCGACGUCCGCACGACCUCGGCCCCCUCAUAGCCCGGAUCCGGAACAACCAACUCUUCAUCCUCUCCUACGCGCGAAAAUCCGACCUCUCAAAAGAGAUGCUACAGCACCGCUCCGCAACCCUCCACCAAAUCGCCACAGCCCUCCUAACCGCGCCCCCAGACGAACCGCUCCCCGACACAAUAAUCGCACUAAACCACGAAGACGACCCAAUCUCCCCCUCACUAUCCUACUCACGUCCCGCCGACCCAGCCUUCAACGGCCCCUCAAAGCGAUACUUCGCCAUGCCGCACUUCAGCCAAUACUCCUGGCCCUCGCCCACAAUCCACUCCCUCCCUUACGCCAUCCAGCGCAUCCACACCCUCGAAUCCAGCCUCCCCUGGUCCCAAAAGCCGUCCCGCGCAAUCUGGCGCGGAACAACCUGGUUCAACAACCCACGCGCCGGGCCCCUGCGGCAAACCCUCGUCUCCAGCAGUUCCGGCAAACCCUGGGCGGACAUCGAAGCGCUGCACGCGAACCACAGCAACGCUUUGCCGAUCUGGGAUUUCUGCCGGUACCGCUACGUGAUCCACACGGAAGGCGUAACCUACUCCGGGCGCUUCCAAUACCACCAACUGUGCAACUCAGUAAUCCUCACGCCUCCGAUAGCAUGGAUGCAGCACCUAACGCACCUCUCGAAACCCGUCUUCAGCAGCUCCCUCCCGGGCGUAACACGCACACCUCCCUCCCACCCCCAAUCCCAGAAACCAGCAGCGUACCCCGCGCCCUGGGUGCAAGCCGCAUGGCCACGCUCGCACGACCCGGAGCGGGACGCGAACAUAGUAUUCGUGUCGCCAGACUGGACGGACUUAGAAUCGACCAUCGAGUGGUUGGAGCGCCACCCGCGGGUAGCGGAGGGGAUAGCGCGGCGGCAGCGGGAGCUGUUCGAUGGCGGGGGGUACUUCAGCGGCGCGGCGGAAACGUGUUACUGGCGGGCGCUGAUCCGGGGGUGGAGUCGGGUGGUGAGGGUUGACGAGAGGGAGUUUGCGGGUUUGGAGGAGAUGGCCUGGGAGGAGUUUAGUUUGAAAGAGAUCCAUAAGUAGGGAAGUAAGGAGGGAUAGGAUUGAGUUGGGGAAAGGAAUUUGCGUUGAUCGCGAGAUAUUGGAUGAGUCACCUAAGAAAAAAAACGUGGGGUUGAGACAUCG